GCAUGCUGUGUAACGUCCUGUAAGAAGCCUGCAGGAGCACCAGCUUCAGCACACGCAGAGGGAACAGCGCUGGCAGAGAUGUGUGACCGGAUCACAGGCAGGAGGCUGCGGCAGUGGCUGAUAGAGCAAAUAGACAGCGGGUAUUACCCCGGGCUUGUGUGGGAAAACGACGAGAAAAGCCUCUUUCGGAUCCCUUGGAAACACGCAGGAAAACAGGACUACAACCAGGAAGUGGAUGCAUCCAUUUUUAAAGCAUGGGCAGUUUUCAAAGGCAAAUUCAAAGAAGGGGAUAAAGCUGAACCAGCCACUUGGAAAACCCGGUUACGCUGCGCUCUCAACAAGAGCCCCGACUUCGAGGAGGUGACUGACAGGUCGCAGCUGGACAUUUCCGAGCCCUAUAAAGUGUACAGGAUCGUUCCCGAGGAAGAACAGAAGAGUAAAUCUGUCUGUGGAAACAUAAAUGAAGCCACAGACAUGGACUGCAGCCCAUCAGAUAUUGAGCCAUCUACAGAUGAUUACUUGGCUAUAAUAAAACGCAGUCCAUCACCUGCCAAAGAUAUAUGCCAGAAGCAGCCAGCCCAGGACUUGUGGAUGUACUUGAACGCUGGUGUCUCAUCGAUGGAAGGAUACCCAAUGUACGAACCAAUGUCUCACGCCUUUUCGCAAAUGAUGAUUCAGUUUUUCUAUGGUGGGAAGCUGGUGAGUCAAGUCACCACCACGCGCAUGGAAGGAUGCCGCAUAUCGCUGGGACAGCACCUUCCUGGCGGAGACAAAAUCUACGAGACAGAGAACUUUGAGAACAUCCGAUUCCCACCGGCUGAUUACAUCACGAGCGAGCGCCAGAAGCAGGUCACCAAGAAGCUGUUUGGCCACCUCGACAGAGGAGUGCUCCUAUACAGCAACAAGCAAGGCAUUUACAUCAAGAGGCUAUGCCAAGGACGAGUGUUCUGGAGCGGGAACUGCAUGCAGUACAAAGACAGACCCAACAAGCUCGAAAGGGAUGAGGUGGUCAAGAUAUUUGACACUGCUUUGUAUUUAAGAGAACUGCAUCAAUGUUACAGCCAAGGAAGGCUUCCUGAAAGCAGGAUCACGCUGUGCUUUGGAGAGGAGUUUCCCGACGCUGCUCCACUGCAACUGAAACUAAUCAUUGUGCAGAUUGAACAGCUUGGCCUGAGACAGCUCACAGAGGAUACAUUAAAGAGUUACAGCUCUACAAGUCUGCAUCUGCACCAAGACCCUCUGAUGGCUCCGGUUCCACGUAUCAUCUCCGACGGCUGCACGACACACCAGAGAUCGUUCUAUAGGGAGAGCCAGCAGAUCACAGUCUGA
This is a messenger RNA of Spea bombifrons (plains spadefoot toad), 1329 nucleotides long. It is a transcript of the gene IRF8, whose product is annotated as interferon regulatory factor 8. The transcript has 9 exons. Lineage: Eukaryota; Metazoa; Chordata; Amphibia; Anura; Pelobatidae. Gene Ontology annotation, cellular component: nucleus. The record is from RefSeq and is a predicted model, not a curated record. Gene Ontology annotation, molecular function: protein binding; RNA polymerase II cis-regulatory region sequence-specific DNA binding; DNA-binding transcription factor activity, RNA polymerase II-specific. Gene Ontology annotation, biological process: regulation of transcription by RNA polymerase II; immune system process. The coding region runs from base 79 to 1329 and encodes 416 amino acids.